GUCUACUCGGGAACUGGUGAAUUGAGAAACUAAGCAGUUGACUUUGGGAUAUUUUAGGCAAGACUAAGAAAUUUCUCACGCGGCUAUUUCUAUAGCAUAGAAUCCCAAGAAACAGCAGAGUCAUUUCUUAACCAUCUUUUCUCCUCCUCCUCUUCCUCCAUAAGUCGCCGGAAAACUUAACCCGCCGCUUCUCCCGACAUGUCGGACGGCAGUCCGGCAUGCGAGUGCUGCAAGUGCUGCACCAAGUUCAUACUCACUCUAGGCCUCUUAGCGCUCUUCAUCUGGCUCAGCCUACGCACCACCAAACCCUCAUACUCCAUAAAACACUUCUCCUUACCAGCCCUCAACAAAACCACUAACUCAACUUCCACCAGAUCCAACCACACCCUCCUCUUCACUCUCCAUUUCAACAACAAGAUGAAGGACAAGGGCGUCAAAUACAGCGACCUCCACCUCAGCUUCUUCUACGGACCAAACACCAGUUUCCCCAUCGCCAACGCCACCGUUCCCGGCUUUUACCAGGGCCACGGCAAGAAAGCCGAUAAAUCUGGAGCGGUUGAGACUCGCGGAGUGCCGUGGGAGGCUGCUCUCAACCAGUCCAACCCGGUUUUCCGGGUGGAUUUGGUUGCUAGGGUAAGGUACAAGAUCUUGUUUUGGUUCACUAAAGGCCACGAUUUCGUUGUGAGGAAUACUACCGUGGAAGUUAACGACUCCGGGAAGAAAUCCGAGUCGCCGCCGCCGCCCAGGAGUCGCUCUUGUAUUGCAGCUACUACAUUUUCCCUUGUUUUGUUUGUCCUGCUUUAAUUUGCUCUUGUGAAAUACAGUAGAAUAUUAAAUUAGAAACUUAAUUGUCUUCGUUGUUGAAGCAUUCAAUUGAUUCUUAUUGGAUUGGAGAACUGUACUAUUCCUAUUGGUGCUACGUUAAUUUCUUUUUCUUUUUUUCCCCUUCCA
This is a messenger RNA of Ipomoea nil (Japanese morning glory), 951 nucleotides long. Its product is annotated as protein NDR1-like. The transcript is spliced from 2 exons. The record is from RefSeq and is a predicted model, not a curated record. Gene Ontology annotation, biological process: defense response to other organism. NCBI's taxonomy places the organism in Eukaryota, Viridiplantae, Streptophyta, Magnoliopsida, Solanales, Convolvulaceae. The coding region runs from base 199 to 804 and encodes 201 amino acids.